Molecule: messenger RNA, 1358 nt
Organism: Gracilinanus agilis (Agile Gracile Mouse Opossum)
Lineage: Eukaryota; Metazoa; Chordata; Mammalia; Didelphimorphia; Didelphidae
Gene: VAT1L
Product: vesicle amine transport 1 like
Exons: 9
Coding region: 1-1266 (421 amino acids)
Molecular function (GO): oxidoreductase activity; zinc ion binding
Source: RefSeq, a predicted model, not a curated record
AUGGCCAAAGAAGGCGCGGAGAAAGCGGAGGAGACGGAGCAGAUGAUCGCCAAGGAAGGCGGGCCCGAGGCGGCCCAGGGUGGUGGCGGCAGCAGCGGCGGCAGCCCUCGGGCCGCGGACACGAAGGAGAUGCGUGCAGUGCUGCUGGCCGGCUUCGGCGGGCUCAGCAAACUGAGGGUCAGCCGGAGGCCCAUGCCCGAACCCCAAGAGGCCGAGCUCAAGAUCCGCGUCAAAGCCUGUGGUUUAAACUUUAUUGAUCUGAUGGUGAGGCAAGGGAAUAUUGACAACCCGCCCAAGACACCCUUGGUACCUGGAUUUGAGUGCUCUGGGAUUGUGGAAGCCCUUGGAGACAAUGUGAAAGGCUAUGAGAUCGGGGACCGUGUCAUGGCGUUUGUGAAUUACAAUGCAUGGGCAGAGGUUGUUUGUACGCCAGUCGAGUUUGUCUACAGGAUCCCAGAUGACAUGAAUUUCCCUGAGGCUGCUGCCUUCCCCAUGAACUUUGUAACUGCCUACAUGAUGCUCUUCGAGGUUGCCAACCUGCGGGAAGGAAUGUCGGUGCUAGUGCACUCUGCAGGAGGUGGUGUGGGUCAGGCUGUUGCUCAGCUCUGCUCAACCAUCCCCAACGUUACAGUCUUUGGAACUGCUUCUUCCUUCAAGCAUGAAGCCAUCAAAGAUUCAGUCACCCACCUCUUUGACAGAAACGUUGAUUAUGUGCAAGAAGUUAAAAGAAUCUCUCCAGAAGGCGUAGAUAUUGUCUUGGAUUGUCUGUGUGGAGAAAACACAGGAAAGGGCCUCAGUCUUCUCAAACCUCUGGGAACAUAUAUUUUAUAUGGGUCAUCAAACACUGUGACAGGGGAGACCAAGAGCUUCUUCAGCUUUGCAAAAUCAUGGUGGCAGGUCGAGAAGGUCAACCCUAUCAAGCUGUAUGAAGAGAACAAAGUCAUUGCUGGAUUUUCUCUCCUCAAUCUCCUUUUCAAACAGGGCCGAGGAGGCCUGAUUAAAGGCAUAAUGGACAAACUCAUAGCCCUGUACAACGAGAAGAAGAUCAAACCUAUGGUUGACUCGUUAUGGGCCCUGGAAGAAGUGAAGGAGGCCAUGCAGAGAAUCCAUGACAGAGGCAACAUAGGAAAAUUAAUUUUGGAUGUAGAAAAGGCCCCAACUCCCUUGAUGGCCAACGACAGUACCGAGACGAGCGAGGCUGGAGAAGAGGAGGAAGACCACGAGGGAGAUAGCGACAACAAAGAGCGGAUGCCGUUCAUUCAGUAAUGGUCCCCAUGUCCAGUGAAAGGAGGGAAGAUUUGGUUGGAGGAAGGGACCUGGAUUGGGAAAUCUGUUCUGUGCGCCAGUGAACAAAUGCC